Salmo salar (Atlantic salmon) is the source of this 3471-nucleotide messenger RNA. RefSeq names its product integrin beta-1. Gene Ontology annotation, cellular component: cell surface; focal adhesion; integrin complex. Gene Ontology annotation, molecular function: collagen binding involved in cell-matrix adhesion; fibronectin binding; integrin binding. Lineage: Eukaryota; Metazoa; Chordata; Actinopteri; Salmoniformes; Salmonidae. The record is from RefSeq and is a predicted model, not a curated record. Gene Ontology annotation, biological process: cell adhesion mediated by integrin; cell migration; cell-matrix adhesion.
UAUAUUACAUACGCCAACACUUUUUUACAACUAAAUAGUAGACUGCAUUUUUCCCUUUCGCAAUGAAGUAACUAAGUAAGGAGUGACCCGCGGGGGAGUGAAUUGACCGUGACUUUUCGCAGAGGAGAAAGCUGUUACCAACAAAGCAAUUGCUGCUGUGUCUACGGUGUGUAGCGGAUCACGACGGGGAUUUUUAAGAGCAUACAUUUACGUAUGUUGCCUCGGAAAUAAGUCACGCCGAUAAGAUGGACCUGAAACUACUUCUGAUUUCAACGUUGUUAGGAUUCAUUUGUUACAGCAGUGCUCAGCAAGAUGGGAACGAGUGCAUCAAGGCUAAUGCCAAAUCCUGUGGGGAGUGUAUUCAAGUGGGAGCAAAAUGUGGCUGGUGCAUGGACCCAGAGUUCCUGAAGCAGGGUGAGGCCACAUCGACCCGCUGUGACGAGCUGGAGUCCCUGAGGAAGAGAGGUUGCAGCUCCGCCAAGGUAGAGAACCCCCGAGGCAGCCAGCGGGUCCUGAAGGACAAGGUUGUGACCAACCGCAACAAGGGAGAAGGGAAUCUCCGACCAGAGGACAUCACACAGAUCCAGCCACAGAAACUCACCCUCAGCCUCAGAUCUGGUGAACCCCAGUCUUUUAACCUGAAGUUCAAACGGGCCGAGGAUUACCCCAUUGACCUCUACUACCUGAUGGACCUGUCCUACUCCAUGAAGGACGAUCUGGAAAACGUCAAGAACCUGGGAACACAUCUGAUGCUAGAGAUGUCAAAGAUCACGACUGAUUUUAAAAUCGGUUUUGGUUCCUUUGUAGAGAAGACGGUGAUGCCUUACAUUAGCACCACCCCAGCCAAGCUGCUGAACCCCUGUACUGGGGACCAGAACUGCACCAGUCCCUUCAGCUACAAGAACGUCCUGAAGCUGACCAGCAAUGGACAGGAGUUCAACACCCUGGUGGGACAACAGCAGAUCUCUGGAAACCUGGACUCACCAGAGGGAGGCUUCGAUGCCAUCAUGCAAGUGGCUGUGUGUGGUGAGCACAUUGGCUGGAGGAAUGUCACCCGUCUGCUGGUGUUCUCCACUGAUGCUGGCUUCCACUUUGCUGGAGACGGGAAACUGGGAGGGAUAGUUCUGCCCAACGAUGGGAAAUGUCACCUGGAGAACGACAUGUACACAAUGAGCCACUACUAUGACUACCCCUCCAUCGCUCACCUGGUUCAGAAACUGAGCGACAACAACAUCCAGACGAUCUUUGCCAUCACAGAGGAGUUCCAGCCUGUUUACAUGGAGUUAAAGAAUCUCAUUCCUAAAUCUGCGGUGGGGACACUCUCUGCCAACUCCAGCAAUGUUAUCAACCUCAUUAUUGAUGCCUACAAUUCUCUUUCCUCAGAGGUGAUUCUGGAGAACAGCAAGCUACCAGAGGGAGUGACCAUAAUGUACCAGUCACGCUGCAAGAACGGAGUGACUGGUGAGGGAGAGAUGGGAAGAAAAUGCUCCAAUAUCUCCAUCGGUGACGAGGUGUUUUUCAUCAUAAGCAUCACAGCUAAGCAGUGUCCUAAAAUGGGCAAACCAGAGACCAUCAAGAUCAAACCCCUAGGGUUCAAUGAGGAGGUGGAGAUCACUCUGAACUUCAUCUGCGAGUGUGACUGUCACAAACAUGGCAUUGAGAACAGUGAGAUCUGCCACAACGGCAACGGGACAUAUGAAUGUGGAGCCUGCAGGUGCAAUGAGGGCCGUAUUGGUAGACAGUGUGAGUGCAGCACCAACGAGGUGACCAGCGAAGACCUGGAUAAGAGCUGCCGUAAAGACAACGGUACAGACAUCUGCAGCAACAACGGAGACUGUGUGUGUGGAACCUGUGAGUGUAAGAAGAGAGAGAACCCAGAGGAACGCUACAGUGGGAAGUUCUGCGAGUGUGACAACUUCAACUGUGACCGCUCCAACAACAAACUCUGUGGAGGACAUGGUCACUGUGAGUGUAGGGUGUGUAUAUGUGAUGCCAACUGGACAGGCAGUGCCUGUGACUGUUCUCUGGACACCACGACCUGCCUGGCUUCCAACAAGCAGAUCUGUAACGGACGAGGCACCUGUGAGUGUGGCACCUGCAAGUGUACUGACCCAAAGUUCCAGGGCCCCAGCUGUGAGAUCUGUCCUACCUGUCCAGGGGUCUGCACAGAACACAAGGAGUGUGUUCAGUGCAGGGCCUUUGGGACGGGGGAGAAGAAGGACACGUGUGAGAGAGACUGUAGCUACUUCAACCUGAUCAAGGUGAAGGACAGGGGCAAGCUGCCUCAGCCAGGACAGGCUUUCCCCCUGAUGCACUGUAAGGAGAGGGAUGCCAACGACUGCUGGUUCUACUACACCUACGCUGUCAACAACAAGACAGAGAAGGAGGUCCAUGUGGUGGAAACACUAGACUGCCCUGCGGGCCCUGACAUCAUCCCCAUCGUAGCUGGCGUGGUGGCGGGCAUUGUGCUGAUAGGCCUGGCUUUGCUUCUCAUCUGGAAGCUGCUGAUGAUCAUCCACGACAGGAGAGAGUUCGCCAAGUUUGAGAAGGAGAAGAUGAAUGCUAAAUGGGACACGCAAGAGAAUCCCAUUUACAAGAGCCCUAUUAAUAAGUUCCAGAAUCCGAACUAUGGACAUAAAGCUGUGGUUCUAUAAGGCGAAAACCCUAUCUACAAGAGUGCUGUUACGACAGUGGUCAACCCCAAAUAUGAAGGCAAAUGAUGGAGCUUGAAAAACACUGUAUGCAAAUAUACUUAUAGCGGAUCGAGGGUGAGAGGGAUAGCGGCAUGGGGGGAUUCAUUGUAUGUAUUUUGUCAUUUCUUCUUUUUGUUGCUUCAGUAUCAUAACAUUACAUUUAGCCAAUACAUUUGGUAUGGUUACUAACAUUUUAUUUUCUAUGCAUUUUCUUAAAAAAAAAAAUGUACAGUUAUGUGUAUAUACUUUUAAGAUUAUUUCAUUUCUUGAAUCACUGUUUGAAAUUAAGGUUUUUGCCACAGGACUGGUAUGGGCAAAGGGUUUUACCUUUCAAAGACAAUAUUUGUACUCCAAAUGGCACCCUAUUCCCUUUAUAGUGCACUACUUUUGACAAGGGCCGAUGGGACUCUGGUAAAAGUAACACUAUAAAUAUAAUAGGAUGCCAUUAGGGAAGCAGAAAUAGACAAUACCCAUAUGGACACAGAGAGCUCUCAUUCUCUACACGGACUUGAUGUUAUUGUGUUAUUGACUGUGUCUAAAUGACACCCUAUUCCCUUUUUAUAGUGCACUACUUUUGACGAUGGCCAAUGGGCUCUGAUCAAAAGUAGUUAACUACUGUAUAUUGGGAAUGGAGUGCCAUUUGGAAUGAAGAAAUCAAGUAUUUGAUACACUGCUGAUUUUGCAGGUUUUCCUACUUACAAAGCAUGUAGAGGUCUGUCAUUUUUAUCAUAGGUACACUUCAACUGUGAGAGACGGAAUCUAAAACAAAAAUCCAGAA